This is a messenger RNA of Aspergillus steynii IBT 23096, 2150 nucleotides long. RefSeq lists its product as uncharacterized. Lineage: Eukaryota; Fungi; Ascomycota; Eurotiomycetes; Eurotiales; Aspergillaceae. The coding region runs from base 159 to 2096 and encodes 645 amino acids. The transcript has 4 exons. The record is from RefSeq and is a predicted model, not a curated record.
ACGGCAAAGUAUUCGUAAUGCCAUUAUUCCCUCUGGUGAUGAGCACCGGUGUCUGCUGCCAAUUCCACACACACUCCACGUGCCACUGCCAACCGUCUUCGAAAGCCUUCCUUUGGGCAGUGCUGGUAGCAUAACUCCAGACUUUCAGACUUUCGACGAUGUCUCUGUCCACAAAGCAUCGCGGUGGGGGCCAAUACACCUCUCCCGCCGUCACGUUCGUCGGUUCCCAGGGCCCAGACAUCCACUUAAGUCUGGCUGGCACGUCCCAACACAACGUAGAAAAGGACCGUUACCUUGCUGUGGAUGUACAUAAAUCUCUGGAAGAGGUCCUGAGGCGUACGCUGUUGACGAAACUUGAACUGGAGCUUCCCGAAAAUGCCGCAAAGCUCGAAGAGCUGUCAGAAAGGUUGGCCGGCGCCGAGGAUCAAUACAAGGAGCGGAAAAAUGGUCGCUGGCAUUCAAUCUGGUACAGCAUCGGUGAGGGGAAGGAUAUGAUUGACCCUUGGGUUGCGCUCAUACCCAACGAAUAUGGCCUGGCCGUUGUCAAAACGGGCCUCGCCGUUGUGUUCAAGCUUGCCGAACGCUCGAGUGCGCGACGAGAGAAAAUCUUCAACGCGUUUGCCGGGAUUCGAGAUGCUCUCGCGCGAGCUGAUCCCGAGCGACGAAGUUUCCUCUCAAACAAGGAGGUCGGUCAGCAGGCGGAUCAUCUCACAAAGACCAUUGUCGAGUGCAUCGAAGAUAUGAUCCUCUUGACCAUGAAAAAGGAUAAAUCGUGGCGCCCGAAGUUCACCCGUCAUCACAAGAAAGAAGACCGGGCACCUCCCCCGGAUGCCGAUGCAAUUCUCGAAAAGCUCGCGAACUCGACCAAGGAGUUCGAGGAGGCGGUAGAUCUUGCACGAGACAAUGCCAUUGAAGCCACCGGGUUCAUGACGCAGUUCAUGGCGCAGAGUCUGCCAGUGAUUCACGACGAUGUUCUCAUAGCAGACAGUCGGAUACAACACAUGGACCGUAAGCAGGAUAUUCGAGAUCAGGAUUAUAGACGGGGGUAUGAGGAGAUGCACAGCAUGCUGAGUGAGGUUGUGCGAUACACGCGUCGCCUGGCCGAACGCGAACAGAAUCUCCGCGCCUGCCAAAUCGAGGCGCGAACGGAUCUGGUGCACGUGCUGCGCGAGUCCAAGAAACAGCAAAUGGAGAUCAAGAGACUUCGGAGGCAACAGUUACGAGCACACAAACCAACCGCCAUAGUCGGAGAAGCUCAGCUAUUCCAGAUACUCUCCCUAGGGGCGCAGCCAGAGGAUUAUGAGCUCUCAGACCUAAGCAAUAUUCUCCAAGAACCCAAUAGGGACUUAGAAGCUACGCUCACGUACAAGGGAAAGUUGCGCCAGGACAGCCAGCGACAAGUGCAAGCAGCACUUCUCAUACAGGACCGGUUUCUCCAGUGGCUUGAAAACAGUGCCUCAGAUCUCAUCAUGGUUGAUGCCAAUAUCCGGAACCCAGGCAUGUCCAAAACCUCCGUCAUCUCCGUCUUCAGUGCCACCUUCAUCACUAGCAUGAUCACAGCUCGCCCCGAGGAUGUGGUCGUCCACUACUUCUGCGGUCGCCAUUCUCGCCCCCAGGAUCCCUGGUAUGGGCCGAAUGGGCUGGUUCGGCUCAUUACAAUGCAGCUUCUCAUGAAGCUCAUGGAGCUAAGCAGGCCCAAUUUGGACUUCCUUAAUCAGUGGGACCAAGUCAAGGACCUCGAAGAGCACAACCUUGACGCACUCUGCGAGCUACUGUACUGCCUUGUUGAACAAUUCCCUGAAGACGUGACGGUCUGCUUGGUCAUUGAUUCUAUCUCCCGCUUAGACACGCCGAGAACCUUUGGUGAUCUUCGGAUCGUGAUGGAAUGCUUACACAGCCUUGUCGAUAACGCGACGCUCUAUCCUACAGUCAAGGUUCUUCUUACCAAUCCGAUGCAUAGUAAGAGGACUAUGAAGCAACUGGAUAUCUUCCAGGAGGAUCCUAGUCGUCUGGUUUGGCUAAACCCAAAUAAUGCAUUGAAAUCGCCGACUAACAUGUCUGAGCGAGUUAUCGGUAAGAGAUUGUUUGGAAGUUAAGUAAAUGAGUUCUUUUUUUUGGAAUCAAGAAGGCUUUCAGUAAUCAAGUUCAUG